CAGUCCAGGAGCGGCACGGAAGAAUCGGUCGCAGGUCCUCAAGUCCUGGGAACAUCAUUAUAAAUUUUCUCUGUAAUCUUUCAAGCUUCUUGAUAUCUUUCCUGUGGAUAGGCGACUGGAAUUGCACACAAUAUUCCAGUUACCAUCUCAGGACUGCCAGACAAUGUAGCUAGCACUGUCAGCUUCCAUGAAUAAAUCAGCCAUUGGGACUUGGGAAAAUAAAGCCCCAGAUUGCUCAGGAAUCUUAAAAGAGACAAGUACAAGUUUGGUGGAACAAUGGACUUCAAGUAGUGAAAACUACAGUAAUGUUGAGUUCAGGGCAUACAUCAUGGUGGGCAAUGUUACAUAUCUCCAGACAAUAACUUUUCAAUCUUCUAGCAAUGUGACUACUGUGACCUAUACAACCUCCACUCCCAUGACUACACGCGCUUCCAGCAACAUGACUACUAUGAACAAUGCAGCCACCACUCCAAAGACCACACAUGAUAAUAACAACACAACCUCUUCUGUGAUCAACAAUAGGACAACGCAGAUUUCCACCUCAGCUGCAAAGAAAUCCACGCCUCAAAACGCUGCAGGAAUGGUUAUCGGCUUCAAGCCACUGUUCCAGGCACUUGAGGACCUUGAUAUCAAGGACGAAUGGACUGUUGUUAAAGAGGCAGUAUAUGAAACUUGUGAGAAAGUGCUGAGAAAAAGGACAUUUAAGCAUAAGGAGUGGAUUAGACCAGGAACAAUGGAAAUAACCAGAUGAGAACACGCAAAGAAAAAUGCAAUUGAAGCGGAACUAGGAAGAAGAAAGCAGAGGCACAGAGGGAAUAUGAGAGAUUACACAAGGAAGUAAGAAGAAACAUCAAGAGAGACAGGAGAGAGUACAGCAACACCCUUGUGUUACAAGCAGGAGUAAAGUAAAAAUGUCAUUAUCAAAGUAUAUACAUGUCUCCACAUACAACUCUGAGAUUCCUUUUCUGUGGGCAUACUCAGCAAAACUGUAGAACAGUAACUGUAAACAAACUGUGCAAAUGCAGAUGUA
Mobula hypostoma (lesser devil ray) is the source of this 1030-nucleotide messenger RNA. Its product is annotated as placenta-expressed transcript 1 protein-like. Bases 188 to 751 code for a protein of 187 amino acids. Lineage: Eukaryota; Metazoa; Chordata; Chondrichthyes; Myliobatiformes; Myliobatidae. The transcript is spliced from 8 exons. The record is from RefSeq and is a predicted model, not a curated record.